Cuscuta epithymum is the source of this 1431-nucleotide messenger RNA. The record is from the annotation of a GenBank genome assembly. NCBI's taxonomy places the organism in Eukaryota, Viridiplantae, Streptophyta, Magnoliopsida, Solanales, Convolvulaceae.
ACCUAACCCAAAAGAAUCAAAACCGAAAAUGGAUAUGCCACCCAUGACCUCGUUUUCAAGAUAACCCUAAUUCUUGGAGAAGAUCAAGUGCGCGCCGUUCCGAUACGGACCCGAGCUACUUUUUCGUCCACCGUGCAUCCAUCCAGCCCGCCUGCGCGUAUCUCCGGUCAAGGUUUGCCGCUCCGAUAAUUGAUUGAUAUUUAUUUACUUGUGGUCAGGAGGCAAGAUGUUUACAGGCAAAGCUAAUUCCACUCUAAGCAAGAAAACAGGCCUGCCUCGUAAACGGUUUUACCGAGCUAGGGCUCAUAGCAAUCCAUUAAGCGAUUCCCAUUUCCCUGUUCCAAUUUGCCCCGCACAAGUGGAUUAUGCCUCUCAUUACCCAGUUUUUUCCUCGAAACAGAUUGAGUUUGCAGAUAUAGGGUGUGGAUUCGGCGGGCUGUUGAUUGCUCUUUCACCUCUCUUCCCUGAAACCUUGAUGAUUGGAAUGGAAUUGAGGGAUAAGGUGACUGAGUAUGUGAAGGAACGCAUUACUGCAUUAAGGGUUAAUAAUCCUGGUAAAUACGAGAACAUAUCUGUUGUUAGAACUAAUUCCAUGAAGUACAUUCCCAAUUACUUUGGAAAAGCGCAGCUUAAGAAGAUGUUCUUCUUGUUCCCCGACCCACACUUCAAGGAGAAGAACCACAGGCGCCGGGUGAUUAGUCCUCACCUUCUAGAUGAGUAUGCUUAUGUUCUUGCUGUUGGGGGCAUCAUAUACACUAUCACUGACGUCGAGGAGCUUGGGGAGUGGAUGAAGUCCUGUUUGGAAGAUCACCCACUCUUUACUGCGCUUUCAUGUGAAGAACUUGAAGAUGAUCAAGCAGUCAAUAUCUUGACUUCUGCAACUGAGGAAGGGCAAAAGGUUGCCCGCAACGGCGGUCAGACAUUCCGAGCAGUUUAUAGGCGCAUUGAUAUGGCUUGACUCAUUGUUUCCCAAAUUUUGUGGGCAUCAAUCACUCUGGCAUUCAUCCUAGCUGUCUUAAUUUGCUAAGUGUUUUUUGUUGUUGAAAUGGCUGAAUUUUCAGAGAGGAGAAUCAUGUGGUCACAACUAUUUCAGCCAAACAAGUAGGUCAAAAGCUUCUUAUUAUGCUUCUAAUUCCGAUUAUUCUACUUGAUAAGUAGAACAAGUCCGAUUUGGCUGCCAAAUAGAGCUAUAUAUGUGUGGAGAUCGCAUAAUAAGAUGCUUAAAGGAGAGUUGGUAAUAGGAGGGAAGCGAAACUUUUAUCUAAUGUAAUACUCCCUCAUCUUCUCAUCUUUCCCUUUUUAUUUGUCUCACUAAGAUUGUCUUAUGCUCCCUCUGUCCCACUGUACUUUGACAACUUUCCCCUUUUGUUUGUCCCAAAAAACUUUGCAACUUUCCCUUUAAAGCAAUGAAUUUGUGGCUCUGUUCAUUUC